AUGGCCGCUGCGUUUGAGAUUCUCAGGGCACAGGACGCCGAUAUCAGCACACGGCGGAGCGGAGAUGGGCCCGUCUCCGGCCCUCUCGGCUUGCCCCUGGACCUCGACACUACCGGCACUGGACCGCGAGUGCCGAUACCAAGUAUAGAUGAAUACGACGUAUUGCGAAAACGCACCCUCGCCAGAGAGCAGGAGCUGUCGUUUGAUGCCCAUUGCCGCUCCCGCGCCACGCACAAGGAAAUUCGUGUUGAUGCCAUUAUUCGAAAGGUGCGAGAGCAUGACGACAGAGAAGUCUACGCGUCCGAACCUAAGCGAAGGGGUUAUCAAGGCCAGAUGCAUGAUCGCUUCGCAGGCGACCACUUCUUGGGCAACGUCGACAUCAUCAACAAGACGGACCUGUUUCGGAUCGCAUCCAAGAUGCCCAAGGGCGCCCACCUACACAUUCACUUCAAUGCCUGCCUGCCGCCGAAAGUAUUGCUUGAUAUUGCAAAAGGCAUGGAUCGCAUGUUUAUUUCAAGUACUCUCCCUCUUAUCCGCAAGGCUGGGGGUGAGGAUGAGUAUGGAAAUUUUGACAAGUGCGAGAUACAGUUUUCCAUCAUGAGUCACGAAAUGGAGAAGAAGAAGCCCGGCAACCCAUUUUCCGCCGAAUAUAUACCUAGCCAUACGAUGAAAUUUUCAGACUUUUUAGGCCAGUUCUCAAGUCAUUAUACAAAGGCCACUGUUGAUGAGUGGUUGCUGCGUAAACUCUUGUUCGAUGAGCAGGAGGCCCACAAUCCCUUCCAGACAGCUGCUGGUGCUUGGGAAAAAUUCAACGGAAGAACACGCAUGAUGAAGGGUCUUUUCAACUAUGAGAGAGCGUAUCGCGCUUAUACAUACCAGUGCCUUGAAGACUUUGUCCGUGAUAAUAUCCAAUACGCCGAGAUACGACCAAAUUUUAUGAGCACCAAUCAGCUCUAUACCGACGACGGCAACGGUUCCAUCGAUAACGAGGGCAUCAUGGAAAUCAUCAUCCAAGAGACGAAGCGGUUUCAAGGGGACUUGGCUAAGAAGGGCCAGUCCUUUGGGGGCCUCAAAGUUAUAUAUUGCACACCACGAUCAAUGGAUCGGGAGAAAGUAAAAGUUGCCCUUGCUGAGUGCAUUGCAUUUAAGAAGAAGUGGCCAGAGUGGAUUGCAGGCUUUGACCUUGUUGGCGAAGAGGCAAAGGGUUAUCCGAUCAAGGAGUUUGUCCCCGAGCUGCUCGAGUUCAGGAAGCAGUGUGCUGAGCAGAACCUCGACAUCCCCUUCUUAUUCCACUGUGGUGAGACACUGGACAUGGGCACCGACACGGAUGGCAAUCUGGUCGAUGCUCUUUUGUUGGGGUCAAAGCGCAUCGGCCAUGGAUUUGCUCUGGCAAAACACCCAUACAUUAUGCAGCACAUGAAGGCCAAGGGCAUCUGCUUGGAACUAUGCCCUAUUUCCAACGAGAUCCUAGGGCUCACACCGCGAGUGAGCGGACACUCCAUGUACCAGCUGCUGGCAAAUAACGUGCACUGUACUGUAAGCUCUGAUAACGGGGCACUUUUUAGCUCAUCGUUGUCACACGACUUUUAUCAAGUCAUGGUGGGCAAAGCAGACAUGGGGCUGUACGGGUGGAAGCAGCUUGCCAUGUGGAGUAUCGAGCAUGCAUGUUUAAGCGAGAAGGAGACAGAGAAGAUGUUGAAUGAGUGGAACCAAUUGUGGAAUAGAUUCCUCGACUGGGUAGAUGAAGAGUAUGGCCACCUCGUCAAGGACGUGGCCAAGAUUUGA
Molecule: messenger RNA, 1785 nt
Organism: Trichoderma virens Gv29-8
Lineage: Eukaryota; Fungi; Ascomycota; Sordariomycetes; Hypocreales; Hypocreaceae
Exons: 4
Coding region: 1-1785 (594 amino acids)
Biological process (GO): adenosine catabolic process; inosine biosynthetic process
Molecular function (GO): adenosine deaminase activity
Source: RefSeq, a predicted model, not a curated record